AUGUCGGUCGUGACGAGUAACAUGAUGGGUGGACACAGAGACAGUCUCUUCUCGCUGUCGCUACAUGACGAGACUUCCUGUUGUUCAGAGUUGUCCUGGGACAGUAGUGACGGAGAUGAUUCUGAUUCGACGGACUCGUUCAUUUCUGAUGAUUAUCUAGAUGCGCAGCUAAUGAGAGGAGAUUUUAUCCUCGAGAAACCCCUGGAUGCAAACGAGCUGGAUCGCAUGUUUGACUGGGGGGCUGGGUACAAGGCUCCUCGCAAGUUCACAGAAUCGGUGCAUGACUUCGCUAUGAAAGUUCCCACUCGAAGAGAUUCCAUGACUGAGGGUGACACAGAUGACAGCUUUCUUGUAGACGAAGGUGAUGAGUUCCGAAGCGAUAUUUUUGGAUCCACUCGAAGUGAUGCUUUUGAGUCAGUCGUCGCCGUAAUCUUAGAUGAAUUUGAAUUCAAAGAUCUGGAUUCUUUAGACUCACGGCUGAGCUUUGAAGAAACGCCUUCUACUUCCAAUGGGAGGAACAACGAAAGCUGCACUGGUAAGAAGAACCUGAUCACCCAAGCCACGCAUAUGUCUUGCACGGUGGAGGAUGGAGGAGCAGAGUCAAUUGCUGACUCUGCAUAUGGAUCCAACUCCAGUACAUUGGAAGACCGAUGGACGGAGGUCGGAACUCACGAAAAGUUAAGCCCUAGUGUCAAUAGGUGGAGAGAGGGAUUGACUCCUGACAAAAGUCUGAGACCAAGCAUAGAACGACCAAUGAUGCCACCGCCGAGGAGAAGACCCAGGAACAGUGGGGACGAUUGGGGAGUCACCAAAAGGCAUUCCAUGAAGAGCUCUUCCUUGCACUUCGAAAUCAUCAAUUCGCAAAUCCAAUCCGAAUUGGGACUAAGAAUGUCCGACUCUCUUCCAGCACAGAAGAUCAUGGAAGCAAUCAUGUCUGUUUUGCAAAACCCAGGCUGUCAAGAAGAGUCGAAAGAAGAAUCGAAAUACGAUCAAUAG
Messenger RNA from Cylindrotheca closterium, 996 nucleotides. Lineage: Eukaryota; Bacillariophyta; Bacillariophyceae; Bacillariales; Bacillariaceae. The record is from the annotation of a GenBank genome assembly.